ACAAUGGUCGAGGAACAGCAUUUAUUAGAAAGAGUACAGUCGACGAUUCCGGGCGAAACCCUCCUGACCGGCUGUGUUACUCCAGUGAGUUGUUUUAUUCUGACGCCGACGGGUAACAAGCCUCUCCCACCCAUUUCGCUGAAAACGAAACUUAAAUUAAUGACGUUCUUCAAGUGUUGGGGCAGGGGACGAGCCAGCUCUUAAAAGGCUCCGAGUCCCGAGCGUUCUUAGACAGCACUGAAGUCCGCAGCAUACGCCGGCCUGAUAGCUUGAGCGGUAGUAACUUUUCUUGAAUCCGCUAACACGAGUCCUGAGGCCUUUGUACCUUCUACCUGAUGGCAGCAGCGAGAAAAGAACGUGACCAGGAGGAACUCAGCAGAAUGGGCUUCCUGCUACUGUUGGGGGCAGGAACUGGAGCCGUGGCUGCAGUUGCUGCACUCCCUGCAGUUCUGGGGGCAGUGGGCUUCACAAGUACUGGAAUAGCGGCUGGUACCAUUGCAGCAAAAAUGAUGAGCGGGGCAGCUGUGGCCAAUGGAGGAGGUGUUGCAGCUGGAAGUACCGUGGCUGUCCUUCAGUCCAUUGGAGCAGCAGGACUGUCUACUGCUGCUAAUGCAGCCUUGGGGACUGCAGGUGCUGUGGUUGGUGCAAUCUUAGGGCGCUGAAGAAAAAAAUAACCUUGAAAAAAUUUAAAACAAAUGACAAUCAUUCCUAGAUUCUGAACCUGCGGAAAAAACUGUAAUUGAAAAUUCAUUAAACUUGUAUUAUCAGUAA
This is a messenger RNA of Mobula hypostoma (lesser devil ray), 771 nucleotides long. Its product is annotated as interferon alpha-inducible protein 27-like protein 2A. The coding region runs from base 336 to 662 and encodes 108 amino acids. The transcript has 5 exons. NCBI's taxonomy places the organism in Eukaryota, Metazoa, Chordata, Chondrichthyes, Myliobatiformes, Myliobatidae. The record is from RefSeq and is a predicted model, not a curated record. Gene Ontology annotation, biological process: apoptotic signaling pathway. Gene Ontology annotation, cellular component: membrane; mitochondrion.